Nycticebus coucang (slow loris) is the source of this 321-nucleotide messenger RNA. RefSeq names its product integrin beta-1-binding protein 1-like. The coding region runs from base 1 to 321 and encodes 106 amino acids. Gene Ontology annotation, cellular component: lamellipodium; cytoskeleton; ruffle. The record is from RefSeq and is a predicted model, not a curated record. Gene Ontology annotation, biological process: negative regulation of substrate adhesion-dependent cell spreading; negative regulation of focal adhesion assembly. NCBI's taxonomy places the organism in Eukaryota, Metazoa, Chordata, Mammalia, Primates, Lorisidae. The transcript is spliced from 2 exons. Gene Ontology annotation, molecular function: integrin binding.
AUGUUUCUGAAAGGCAAAAAGUGGCACAGUGAUAGCAGUUCCCAAAGUAGUGAGAUCAGUACUAAGAGCAAGUCUCAAGAUGGAAAGUUGCCUUUUGUUCCUCUGGAGAAAGAAUUUAUUAUGAGAGUUUCCAAGUAUGAUAUAAAAGUAUCAACAUCAGAUCAGCAUGACAUCUUGCACAGGCAUGCUCUAUAUUUAAUCAUCUGGAUUUGUUAUGAUGAUGGUCUGCAGGCAGGAAAAAGCUUAUUGGCUCUGAAGACCACAGAUACAAGCAAUGAUGGAUACAGCCUAUGGGUUUAUCAGUGCAACAGCCUGGAAUAG